Messenger RNA from Ictidomys tridecemlineatus (thirteen-lined ground squirrel), 9907 nucleotides. RefSeq names its product zinc finger FYVE-type containing 26 (gene Zfyve26). Gene Ontology annotation, biological process: mitotic cytokinesis; regulation of cytokinesis; double-strand break repair via homologous recombination. The record is from RefSeq and is a predicted model, not a curated record. Gene Ontology annotation, molecular function: phosphatidylinositol-3-phosphate binding; metal ion binding. Gene Ontology annotation, cellular component: lysosomal membrane; centrosome; midbody. Lineage: Eukaryota; Metazoa; Chordata; Mammalia; Rodentia; Sciuridae.
GGCCUCUGUUCACAGAGGAUCUGUCACCUGACUCGUCCCAAACAUGGCUGCGCUGGAAGCUCUUUUGCUUUGGGCGCGGGGAGCAGGAGGUGCUCCACGAAUGAGAAAAUUGAGGAUGUGUUCCGCAUAACUCAUCUCUGUCUAUCUCCCUGCACUCUGUGCUGGGAAAAUGAAUCAUCCAUUUGGAGAAGAAGAAACUGCUACCUUGAAACAGCUUUUGGGGUUUUUCUGUGAGUGCCUGCGGAGGGGAGAAUGGGAGCUGGCACAGGCAUGUGUACAUCAGCUACACGAAGGGCACGGGGAUAUCCCAAAGAGGGUGGAAGACAUACUUCGGGCACUGGUGCUGUGUCCAGAUCUGCUGAGAUGUGAGCAGGACAUCAGCCCUCAAAGAUUAGCCUGGCUCUGGCUACUAGUACUAGAAAAAUGGUUGGCCCAGGAAAAGAAGUUACUCCCUGCCAUCAUCCGGAGAAAGCUUGAGUUUCUUUUUUUGACUGAAGACCUCCAAGGUGACAUUCCAGAGGACAUCCUCAAGGAGCUGUAUGAGACCUUAGCACAAGAUGCAAUAGGCCCUGUGUCUGACAGAAGUCUGAGAGGCGAGAACUCGAGCCCUCGACUCAGCUCUGAAGCUGUCUCUGUGCUCUGGGAUCUUCUGAAACGGGCUCCCCAGCCAGCACAGGCCCUGUUGGAGCUCCUGCUGGGCAAUGAUGAUAGCACCAGCCUCUAUCACCCACUUCUGCAGAAGGACCUGGUGGACCUCAUUCGAAAAGCACUGCAGUCUCUUCAGGGCCAAGACUCUGGGUCCCCUGAAGUAGUUGAUGCCAUCUAUAUGGCCCUGCAGACUCUGCGUUGCCCUAUAGAGCCACCAGGGCUUGAGUUGCGUGUCCUGUGUGAGGAACUGCUAGAAGCCUACUGGACUGAGGGGAGUCCCCUGCAAGAGGAGCGGCUGCUGGGCUGCCUGCUACACAAAUCUCGACAGGGCCUGCUGUCCCUCUACAGCCAGACCUAUGCAGAGAAGGUCAUAGAAAAGUCAUCAAGAGCUACAACCUCUGGAAAAGUCUCACCAGAUCAUCCAGAUCCCGAGCGGGCAAUGCUGGCCGUGUUCUCCAUGCCCGAUCCCACCCAGGCUUGGAAAGUGGCCUUUUUCUACUGCCUAAGCAAUAGCAAACAUUUCCUGGAGCAGAUCCUGGUAACAGCACUAGCUCUGCUGAAAGAGGAAGAUUUCCCAAGCCUUGGUUGCCUGCUCGAUAGGGAAUUCAGGCCUCUUGGUCACCUGCUCGUGCUCCUGGGCUGGACACACUGCCAGAGCCUUGAGUCAGCUAAGAGGCUGCUGCAGACACUCUACAGGACUCAGGACCAAGACUGUGAUGAGCUCCUCAGGGAUGCCUGUGAUGGAUUGUGGGCUCACCUGGAGGUCCUGGAGUGGUGUGUACAACAGAGCAGUACCAUACCAAAGAGAGAUCUUCUAUGUCAUUUACAUGGUGGAGACAGCCAUUCAGUGCUCUACACUCUCCAUCACCUUACAAAUCUCCCAGCCCUCAGAGAGGAAGAGGUUCUCAAGCUCUUACAGAAGGUGCCAGCCAAGGACUCCCAGCAAGAACGAGACUCUGCUGAUGCCCCAGUCCCUGAGCAUCAGAGCCAGGCUCAGAACGUGACCCUUUAUCAGGGUUUCUGUGCCAUGAAGUAUGCUAUCUAUGCCCUCUGUGUGAACUCACACCAGCACUCCCAGUGCCAGGACUGCAAAAACAGCUCCUCUGAGGACGUGGCCCUGGCUGCAGAGACAGCAAAUGACUCUCUCUCCUCCCCAGGUGCUUCACAUCUCUUCACAAAAUACCUAUCCAGGUGUCAACAGUAUCUGUGCAGUAUCCCUGAUUCUUUAUGUCUGGAACUUCUGGAAAACAUCUUCUCACUGCUCCUUAUCACUUCUGCUGACCUUCGCCCAGAGCCUCACCUGCCUGAAGACUAUGCUGAGGAUGAUGACAUUGAAGGAAAAGGUCCCGUGAGCUUGAGGUCUCCAUCAGAGAGCCCUCAGCACAUAGCACAGCCUGAGAGGAAAUCAGAACAGGGUCCAGUGGCAGCCCCCAGGAUUCUUGCUCCUAUAAUGCCAAGUUGUCUGAAGUCAGAGUCAAAAGACCAUUCCCCAGGGCCUCAUGGGCACAGCUUUUUGGAUCUAAAGCACUUUACUAGUGGUGUCAGUGGAUUCCUGGCCGAUGAGUUUGCAAUAGGGGCCUUCCUCAGGCUUCUGCAGGAGCAGCUAGAUGAGAUCAGCAGCCACAGCCCCCCUGAAAAGGCCCAGUUGCUAGAAGACCAGAGCCACUCAGGAAGCAGAGAUGGACUGCAGAGCCGCCUGCACCGGUUUUCCAAGGUCCUCUCUGAAGCCCAGUGGAGAUAUAAAGUGGUAACAAGCAACCAGGUCUCAGAGGAACAACCAUCCCGAAGAUAUCGGCCUGUUGCUCCUCGGUGCUCUAGCCUUCGCCGGGGUCGUCGGACAAGACGGAGCCGUGCAGAUGGCCGGGACAGAAGUUCCAAUCCAUCCCUGGAAAGUACAAGUAGUGAGCUGAGCACAAGUACUUCAGAGGGGAGUCUGAGCACUGUCUCUGGGAGGAAUGAGUUAGAUGGCCGGUUGCAGCCUCAACCUCAAAGUUCACUCAUCCCCAUGAUGUUCUCUCCACCUGAGUCACUGCUGGCAUCCUGUAUCCUUCGAGGAAACUUUGCAGAAGCCCAUCAGGUGGUGUUCACAUUCAACCUGAAGUCCUCACCCAGUGCAGGGGAACUGAUGUUCAUGGAGCGUUACCAGGAAGUGAUCCAGGAGCUGGCCCGAGUAGAGCACAAGAUUGAAAACCAGAACUCAGAUGGGGGUAGCAGCACCAUUCGGAGGACUGGAAGUGGCCGCUCAACUCUACAGGCUAUUGGCAGCGCUGCCGCAGCAGGGAUGGUAUUUUACUCUAUUUCGGAUGUGACUGACAAGCUUCUUAGCACCUCUGGAGACCCUAUUCCUACGCUCCAGGAAGACUUUUGGAUAAGCACUACUGUAAUGGAGCCCACCGCUCCCUUGAGAGGGGUUCUGGAAGACCUCAGUCCCCCUGCCAUGGCUGCAUUUGACCUAGCUUGCUCUCAGUGCCAGCUCUGGAAGACCUGUAAGCAGCUUUUGGAAACAGCCGAACGGCGUCUGCACAGUAGCCUUGAAAGCCAGGGUCGACGGCUAGACCAGGUACUCCUCAAUACUGAAGGUAUUCAAGGUUUUCCAGUUGUUCUUCAGCAAAUCACUAAGAUUCUCAAUUGUCCACUUAUAUUAGCUGGACAAACUAAAUCAGAGACUGUGGAAGAAAAGGGAGGAGGCCCUCCCCGCUACAGCAUCACUGAGCUGCUUCAGAUGUGCUGGCCCAGCCUAACCGAGGACUGUAUUGCCAGCCACAUCACCCUCUCCCAGCAGUUGGAUCAGGUUCUUCAGUCGCUGAGAGAAGCACUUGCACUGCCAGAGUCUAGGAGUACUCCACUGUCUUCCCUGGUGGAACAGGCAGCCCAGAAAGCUCCUGAGGCAGAGGCCCACCCUGUGCGUAUCCAGGCUCAGCUCCUCCAAAAGAACCUGAGCAAACAGACCGUGGCAGACAGCAGACAGACUGACUAUGUGGGCACCUUCUUCAGUUACUGCCACACACUGGCUGCAGUGCUUCUUCAGAGUUUGAACUCUGAACCUGAUCAUGUGGAAGUCAAGAUAGGAAAUCCCUUUGUUCUUCUACAACAGAGCUCUUCCCAACUGGUGUCACAUCUCCUGCUUGAGAAACAAGUUCCCCCUGACAGGUUGGCAGCCCUUCUGGCCCGAGAGGGUCUCAGCCUAAGUGUGCCACAGGUCAUUGUCAGCUGCUGUUGUGAGCCACUUACUCUUUGUUCUUCUCUACAAAGCCAGCAGACAUCAUCCCUUCUGAACCACCUGGGAGUCCUGGCCCAGCAGCACACCUCCCACUGCCUGAAUGAUCUCCCCCUUUCUAUGCCAAGUUCCCCUCAGCCAACUGAGAAUUUCACAUUGGAGAGAAAGUCCCAUUCUUCCCCAAAGGACUCAUCGCUUCCAGCUCUUACCUCCUCUGCCUUGUCCUUCCUUAAGUCCUGCUCAAAACUUCUGGCCACAGUGGCCUGCCUGGGGGCUUCCCCAGGAACGAAGGUCAGCAAGCCCAGCUUGUUGUGGAAGGAGCUGCGUGGUCACAAGGAGAUGCCUAUGACUGCAGAGCAGGUAGCCCAGGAGUGUGACCACCUCCUGGAACAGUUCCCUACGCUCAAGGCCUCCCUCUUGGCAGCCUGGGAGCCCCUACGCAGGCCCUCUGAGGAAGGGAAAAGUCUGGCAUCCAGUCUUUGUGGUCAGGCCAGUCUCUCUACUGUGCUCCUGGGCCUGCAUUCUCCCACUGCCCUGGAUGUACUGACCAAGGCCUUUGAGGAAGCCCUGGUGACCAGAGAUUGGCUACGGGCCCUACAGUUAACUGAAGUGUACGGGCGAGAUGCAGACGAUCUGAGUGGCAUAAGGGAUGCAGUCCUGAGCUGUGCUGUGGCAUGUGACAAGGAAGGUUGGCAAUACCUAUUUCCUAUAAAGGAUGCAUCUCUGAGAAGUCAGCUGGCCCUACGGUUUGUGGACAGGUGGCCCCUGGAGUCGUGCCUGGAAAUCCUGGCCUACUGCAUUUCAGACACAACUGUCCAAGAAGGACUAAAGUCUGAGUUGCAGAGGAAGUUGGCAGAGCUUCAGGUGUAUCAGAAGAUUCUAGGCUUGCAGGAUCCCCCAGUGUGGCAUGACUGGCAGACCCUCAGGAGCCGCUGUGUUGAGGACCCAUCAUCUGUCAUGAACAUGAUUCUAGAAGCACAGGAAUAUGAGCUGUGUGAGGAGUGGGGCUGCCUCUACCCCAUUCCAAGGGAACACUUAAUCAGCCUACAUCAAAAGCAUCUUCUCCACCUUCUAGAAAGAAGAGAUCAGGAAAAGGCUCUGCAACUCCUGCAGAGAAUCCCUGAUACCACCAUGUGCCUUGAGGUCACAGAGCAGUCCCUUGACCAGCAUCCUAGCUUGGCCACUUCACACUUCUUGGCCAACUACCUCACCACCCACUUCUAUGGAGAACUGACUGACGUCCGACACUGUGAAAUCCAGGCACUGUACAUGGGAUCCAAGGUUCUGCUGACCCUGCCUGAGCAGCACCGGGCUAGCUAUUCCCAUUUGUCCUCCAGUCCUCUGCUUAUGUUGGAGCAGCUGUUGAUGAACAUGAAAGUGGAUUGGGUCACUGUGGCUGUACAGACCCUGCACCAGCUGCUGACCAGGCAGGAGAUUGGCUUCACCAUGGAUGACGUUGACUUGCUGCUUUCCAGAUAUGCAGGCAAAGCCCUGGACUUCCCAUACCCUCUGAGAGAGAAACGAUCAGAAUCUGUGAUUCAACUCCAGGAAAUUGUCCAUCAGGCUUCAGAUCCUGAGACCCUGUCUAGAUCAUCAUCAGCAGAGUUCUCUGCGGCUACUGCUCCUGGUGUUUCCCUUGUAAAUUCCCCCAGUCCAAGGGAGAGGAGUUUCCCUCAGAGUCAGCCACUGCUAGAAUUUGUGCCACCAGCAACACCCCCUGCCAGGCACCAGUGGAUACCGGAUGAGAGCGAGAGCCUCUGCAUGGUCUGCUGCAGGGAACAUUUCACUAUGUUUAACAGGCGUCAUCAUUGUCGCCGCUGUGGCCGGCUAGUGUGUGGUUCCUGCUCCACCAAGAAAAUGGUGGUGGAAGGCUGCAGAGAGAACCCUACCCGCGUGUGUGACCAGUGCUACAGUUACUACAACCAAGAUACACCAGAGGAGAAUCCAGGUCAAUUAGAAGUGCCAGACAGCUCUAAGAGCGAAAGCCCCCCAUAUUCAGCUGUGGUGAGAGUCCCCAAAGUGGCUGAAGUGGAAUGGAUUUUGAGUCUGAAUGAGGAGGAAAAUGAGCUGGUGCGGAGUGAAUUUUACUAUGAGCAGGCCCCCAGUGCCUCCUUGUGCAUUGCCAUCCUGAAUCUCCACCGGGACAGCAUUGCCUGUGGCCACCAGCUAAUUGAGCACUGCUGCAGGCUAUCCAAGGGCCUCACCAACCCAGAGGUAGAUGCAGGGCUGCUCACAGACAUCAUGAAGCAGCUACUCUUCAGUGCCAAGAUGAUGUUCGUCAAGGCUGGCCAAAGCCAAGACUUGGCUCUUUGUGACAGUUACAUCAGCAAGGUAGAUGUACUGAAUAUUUUAGUUGCUGCUGCCUAUCGCCAUGUGCCAUCUCUAGAUCAGAUCUUGCAGCCAGCUGCAGUAACCAGGCUAAGGAACCAGCUUCUUGAAGCAGAGUACUACCAAUUGGGUGUUGAGGUCUCUACAAAGACUGGGCUUGAUUCCACUGGGGCGUGGCAUGCUUGGGGCAUGGCCUGCCUCAAAGCUGGGAAUCUCACUGCUGCACGGGAGAAAUUCAGUCGCUGUCUGAAGCCCCCUCUUGACCUCAAUCAGCUGAGUCAUGGCUCAAGACUGGUACAGGAUGUGGUUGAGUACCUGGAGUCCACAGUGAGGCCCCUCAUUUCCUUGCAAGAUGAUGAUUACUUUGCCACCCUGAGGGAACUGGAAGCUACCCUUCGGACCCAGAGCCUCUCCCUGGAGGUGAUUCCCGAAGGGAAGAUUAUGAACAAUACCUACUACCAAGAAUGCCUCUUCUACCUGCAUAACUACAGCACCAACCUGGCCAUCAUCAGUUUCUAUAUGAGGCACAGCUGCUUGCGGGAAGCCCUGCUUCACCUCCUCAACAAGGACAGUCCUCCAGAAGUAUUUAUAGAAGGCAUUUUCCAGCCAAGCUAUAAAAGUGGGAAGUUACACACUUUGGAAAACUUGCUGGAAUCCAUCGAUCCAACCUUGGAGAGCUGGGGCACAUACCUGAUUGCCGCCUGCCAACAUUUACAAAAGAAGAACUACUACCACAUUCUGUAUGAGCUGCAGCAGUUUAUGAAGGACCAAGUCCGGGCUGCCAUGACCUGUAUUCGGUUCUUCAGUCACAAAGCAAAGUCAUAUACAGAACUGGGAGAGAGGCUCUCAUGGUUGCUUAAGGCCAAGGACCACCUGAAGAUCUACCUCCAAGAAACAUCCCGCAGUUCUGGAAGGAAGAAAAAUACCUUCUUCCGAAAAAAGAUGACAGCAGCAGAUGUAUCCAGGCACAUGAAUACACUUCAGCUACAGAUGGAAGUGACCAGGUUCCUGCAUCGGUGCGAAAGUGCCGGUACCUCUCAGAUCACCACUUUGCCUCUGCCAACCCUUUUUGGAAAUAACCACAUGAAAAUGGAUGUUGCCUGCAAGGUCAUGCUGGGAGGGAAAAAUGUAGAAGACGGUUUUGGAAUUGCAUUCCGUGUUCUGCAGGACUUCCAGCUUGAUGCUGCAGCAACCUACUGCAGAGCUGCCCAGCAGCUGGUGGAGAAGGAGAAAUACAGUGAGAUCCGACAGCUGCUCAAAUGUGUCAGUGAGUCAGGCAUGGCAGCCAAAAGUGAUGGGGACACCAUCCUCCUCAACUGUCUGGAAGCCUUUAAGAGAAUCCCACCACAGGAACUGGAAGGCCUGAUCCAGGCAAUACACAGCGAUGACAACAAGGUUCAGGCCUACCUGACGUGUUGCAAGCUGCGAUCUGCCUACCUGAUUGCCGUGAAGCAAGAACACUCACGGGCCACCACCCUCGUUCAGCAGGUGCAGCAGGCUGCCAAGAGCAGCGGGGAUGCCAUAGUGCAAGAUAUCUGUACCCAGUGGCUUCUGACAAGCCACCCCCGGAGUGCCCUUGGCUCAGGCUCCAGGAAGUGACCCUGGGCAGCAAGACCAGGAAGACAUAGCAAAAGAACCGUGGCGACAGGAGUGAUAACCUCCACCUCUCUCCUCCCGUGGAGUGGGACUUCUCUGGCUCUGCCCCAGGUUGGAAAGAGUUGGAUUGGACCCUACUUGCCUUCCAGCAAGGACAGGACUUUUCACGCAAGUGCCAUGUUUCUGUAAAAUUGUGGGAUCUGUGUGUUCGUCUGGAGAUGGCCAGUUCUUUCUACCUCAGAAUGAGUGAGUGUGUGUACACAGGCAUGUACACACAUGCGUGCAUGCUCCUGUACACUCAUGUUUACGCCCAAGCAUUUUCAAAUGAGACUCUCUCCCAUUAGAGGCACUUUCCUUUAGAUUUUUGCCAGUCUGAAAUCCUUCCCUGCGUUUUGGUUCUUAACCCGGGUCAUCCUGUUUGUACACAGUCCCCUCCACAUGGUGAUGCUUUAGUAGCUCCUCUUAACUAGAGGAGUUUUACACAGAAUUAUAGGGCAACACCAAAAGUAUUGCUUCUUUCCCCUUUCUUUCCUUCCUGAAAUUCAGAGAUGGCUUUGGGGCAAGUGCUACCUAUGGAAUAAAACUGCUUGCCGAGUGUCUCCUCUCAUAAGCACAAGGAGUUCACAUAGGUCUUUGGAAGGUAACCUGAAUAGAGGUCUUUCAGGUAGUGAUGUCCAAAACCUCUGACAGCAAUACAGGUGAUCAGGUCUGUGGGCUAAUGCACACACCUGAGGGUCCUUGUCACAUUGAUCCAGAGGGAAGGAAAAGGCAGGCCUCUCCAAACAGGUAUGCAGGAUGGUUACUCACAAGCACAGAGCUGGCUCUUAUUGGUAUCCCUGCUACAAAGUUGAUGGGUGAAAGAUUGUGGCUCCCUCUCUGAGAGUCUGGGAAGAGUAAUGGUAGUAAGGGUCCUAGGACUGAAUGGCUAGACUUUACCUAUUUGAAUUCCAGUCCUGUUUGUGCCUCUUGAAUUGAUUAAGAAACCAUUUCCCUUUUUCUUCUUCUCCCUUCAGUCUUUCUGGGACCACUGGAUGGAUACUCAGACACCUGGGUCACUAAGACAGCAGUGCACUUAUCAGUCUUAACAGAGGGAAUCGGGGAUUCACUUUCGAGUUUAGCCUGUGGGCAAGGGUCAGAACUAGGGAGCCAGGUAUGGGGGGCACACACCUUCAUUCCAGCUACACAGAAGCUUGAGGCAGGAGAAUCGCAAAUUCAAGGCUAACCUCAGCAACUUAGCAAGACCCUGUCUCAAGAUAAAACAAAAAGGACUGGUGAUGUAACUCAGUGGUAGAGUGCUUGCCUGGUAGCAUGUGUGAAAAAAAGUACCUAGUACCACAAAAAAAGAAGGAAGAGGAGAAAACAAGGGGACAAUAGGUUACAUCCAGUUAGUGGAAAACUAGGUAAAAUGCUUCUUGGCUUGUCUUCCCACCUGAGAUGUGGGAUAUUUGAGAAAGGGUUUGUCAUACUUAAUUACUUGGAUUUGCAAAUGAGAGGCCUAAAGAGAAGCCAUGCAGCCCUGAGUCUCCCACGAGCCAGAGCUCAGCCUAUUGAUCCCUUUUUUAAAGCUGAGAAAAACAGAAACUGGAAGUUGAAGUCAACAUCUCUGGUGCUUAGAAACCCUGUGGAAUUCCCUCUGAAAUGAAAUUUUUAAAGUAAAAUAAAUAAGUAUUAUGGAGAUCUGUCAGAUUGAAAGUUCUGGUCCUGUUAGAGAGGAGAAAGACUGUAAGGAAAAUACUAAAUUUUGGGGGGGGGGGUGAAGUAUGAGUAACUUUUCCUUCCUUGAGUCAUAGAACAUAUCUGACUGACUCCCAGGAAGGGCAUCUGCUUGCCCUUCUGAAUCUGCCCUUUUUGCACUGAACAUAAGCACUUUAUACAAAUGAGUCACAAAUCUUGCAGCCCUUAAUUUGGGGUGUUAAGACCAGAUUUUCCUGACUUUUUCCUCUAACUAGUUGAACUGUAAAAUAGUCAGCCAUUGACUAGACUGACAUAGAUGGGGUUAAAGGUCUUUGAGCAUCACGCUGUGGUCUCCAGCAAAAUAUUCUCCAGAGCAAAUGUAUGUGUUGAGGGGCUAAAUGUCUUACCACAAGCAAACCACAAUAAAGUGUCUAUCCAACUAGU